Messenger RNA from Penicillium cinerascens, 1914 nucleotides. RefSeq names its product putative C6 transcription factor. Lineage: Eukaryota; Fungi; Ascomycota; Eurotiomycetes; Eurotiales; Aspergillaceae. Bases 1 to 1914 code for a protein of 637 amino acids. The transcript has 6 exons. Gene Ontology annotation, molecular function: DNA-binding transcription factor activity, RNA polymerase II-specific; DNA binding; zinc ion binding. The record is from RefSeq and is a predicted model, not a curated record. Gene Ontology annotation, biological process: DNA-templated transcription; regulation of DNA-templated transcription.
AUGCAUUCAAACAACGAACCACGCAAGCGCACGGUGCGCGCUUGCGAUUCAUGUUACCGGCGCAAGAUCAAAUGCGAUGGAGCACUCCCGCAAUGUAAUUGGUGCAGCCACCACGAUCUGCCCUGUACCUUCAAUCGUGUGGUACAGCGCAAGCGAAAGAAUGGAGAUGAUGAUGGUCGACAUAAAGCCUCGAAGCUGUCGGAGCGAAUUAGCCGUAUCGAGCAGCUUCUGGCAGAGAAUUUGAUGCGGGACCCCGGCUCCGUGCCACCGGAUUUGUCGCAGAUUGCAGAUGGAAGUAUAACUGCCAGCACCUCGCCCGGCAACAGUAGUAGCAACCAACCUCUAAUUUCGUCCUCAGUGGGGCUUCAUUUUGCUGGCCGAGAGCUGGGUGGCAUCAGUGUAUUCACGGGGAUUCCAUUCCUGCUCCCAGAAGGCCAACAAUGGAUCCAGGCUCGCACCGGGCAAACCAUCUCCAGCGACAAGCUCAGCCCAACUCGAGUACCAUGGGAAAAAGAACGAGGCCAAACCUCCAACAAUCUUCUCAUGAACUUGCAAAAUCAGGAUCCCUUUGAACUGCCAGACUUGCGAGUUAUUCGCCUUUACUUGGAUGCUUUCAAUAACGCCUUCGUGAUGAUGAGGCUAUUCCCCGUCAUUGAUCCCGAUUUAUUCGAGGACACCGUGAUUGCAGCGUAUCAGCAACCACAGAAUAGCUUCCAUUUCGGGCAAGCCAGCACUCGAGCGUGUAUCAUCGCAUUCCUUGCAUUUGCCGCUCGUCUCCCGCCGGUCAAAAUUCUGGUCGGCGCCUCGACGUCCUCCUCCGUAGACCACGAUGCCAUGGCCACCAGAGCACAAUUCCUACUGACCCAACUCUUGCAAGAACCGGCGUCUCUCGAGGGAGCACAGGCAGUCGUCAUAUUGACACUUUAUGAGUUAUCAUGUGGAAACAUGCGGGCAACAAACUAUUUUGGCGCAAUUGCGGCGCGUCUGCUCUUCAUGUUGGGUGCUAACCUGACAACCGUACACACCAACUCCAGCGUGCGCGCCAAGAAAAGACAACGGUUGCUGCGAAAUCUUUUCUGGAUUUGCUACACACUCGACAAGGACGUGGCGCUCCGCAUCGGGCAACCGCCUACCAUUGCCGAUGAGAAUUGUGACUUGACGCUCCCGUCGGGCUAUGUGGACCAAGCCCAUCAUGAUGUCGAAAAUGAAGAUGUGCACUUCGACCAGCCGGUGUUUCCUUUCGACCUGCGACUGAGCAUCAUCAAGUCGCGGGCACACAGUGCUUUGUAUUCAGUUAGCGCUAUGAAGAAGUCCGACGCAGAUCUUCUCAAGUCAAUCCGCGAGUUGGAUGACGAGUUGGAGGAGUGGCGGCUAUCACUUCCGCCUCAUUGGCGUCCCACAAUGUCCUUUUCGCCCGAGGCAUCUGAUCCUAACAUUAGCAUGCAUUCGGUUAUGUUACGACUCAACUACUACCUGUGCAUGAGCAUCAUUCACCAGGCGAGCAGUCGAUGUAAGGCAUGGCAAGAAGGAAGUGGCAUGAUGGACGGGGUCAGUUCAAGUCUAGCGCUCUCUGUAGAAGCCAGCCGCUCGACUCUUUGCUAUCUGGAAGCAGCAGAGCAUGUACUGGUCGAUGGCGUCUUCUGGACGCUGAUAUUCUACCCCAUGUCUGCACUACUUUCCAUUUUCUGCAGCAUCCUCCAGAACCCACUGGAUCCGCGUUCACGCGAUGAUCUGGGUCGCCUGAAGAUGGCCACUCUAAUGAUGCAGCGUAUCUUCUCGCGAAAGCUGCCCGAAACCGAAGUGGUCCACUUCAAACUGGUGGCCGACUUUGUGGUGGAGCUGAAGAGGUUAGCGGAAGCCGCGAUCGACAAGGCGUGGCUUGAGCAGAGUCGCAGCUCGCUUGUCUCCAAGUGA